Molecule: messenger RNA, 4202 nt
Organism: Rhincodon typus (whale shark)
Lineage: Eukaryota; Metazoa; Chordata; Chondrichthyes; Orectolobiformes; Rhincodontidae
Product: leucine-rich repeat and immunoglobulin-like domain-containing nogo receptor-interacting protein 3
Exons: 1
Coding region: 16-1860 (614 amino acids)
Cellular component (GO): extracellular matrix
Molecular function (GO): protein binding
Source: RefSeq, a predicted model, not a curated record
CAGGUGCAUGGGAGAAUGACAGACUGCAUCAGUAACAUCAUGUUUUACACAAUGUCAUCAUGCUGCCAACAGUUUCUGGGUCUCACCCUCAUGGUUUUAAUUACAAGAUCAACAGUCAGCUGCCCAGCUCGAUGUGAAUGCGCGGCUCAAAUUAAAUCAGUGGUGUGCCACAGAAAGCGACUGACAGCUAUUCCUGAAGGCAUUCCCAUUGAAACGAAAAUACUUGACCUGAGCAAAAAUAGACUGAGGUGCAUCAGCUCAGGGGAUUUGGCAGCUUUUCCUCUCUUGGAAGAGAUUGAUCUGAGCGAGAAUAUCAUUACAAACGUCGAACCCGGAGCUUUCAACAACUUGUUCAACCUGAGGACCCUGCAGCUUCGCGGCAACCAACUGAAACUGAUUCCAACCGGGGUCUUCAGCAGACUGAGCAAUUUAACCCGCUUGGAUCUCAGUGAGAACAAGCUGGUGAUUCUCCUGGAUUACAUGUUCCAGGAUUUGAGGAAUUUGAAACACCUGGAAGUUGGCGACAAUGAUCUUGUCUACAUCUCCCAGCGGGCUUUUAUUGGCCUGUUGAGCCUGGAGCAGCUCACCAUCGAGAAAUGUAAUCUGACCUCGAUUUCUGCAGAAUCCCUGUCCUACCUCCAGAGUCUGAUCACACUGAGGCUACGCCACCUCAGCAUCAGCUUCCUGGAAGAGCAGAACUUUCGGAAACUGAACAACCUGAAAGAACUGGAGAUUGACAACUGGCCACUUCUUGACACCAUUACUCCCACAACCCUGUACGGCCUGAACCUCACGUAUCUCUCCAUCACUAGCACAAACCUUUCUACUGUCCCCUCUGGGGCCUUCAGGAAUCUGAUCUAUCUCAAAUUGCUGAACCUGUCCUACAAUCCUAUCAGCAUCAUUGAAUCGGGCUCUUUUCGUGAUUUAAUCCGCCUCCAGCAUUUGUACAUGGUCAGCACCAUGCUUGCUACCAUCGAGCCGCACGCUUUCCUCGGCCUGAGGCAAUUAAAAGUGCUGAACGUUUCCAACAACUUCCUGGUGACCCUGGAAGAGAAUGCUUUCCAGUCCGUGGCUAGCCUGGCAGUGCUGCGUUUGGAUAGCAACCCUCUGUCCUGUGACUGCCGCCUCUUGUGGCUUCUGCACAGGAGAAAGGCGCUGAGUUUUGACGGUAACCAGCCGGUCUGUGCCUCGCCAGCGGAUAUCCAGGGCAGCGAGCUGAAAGACUUCGAGGACUCUGCCGUCCAUAGCUAUUUUACAUGCCAAAAGCCCAAAAUCCGGGACAGGAAACCCCAGCGAGUCACCGCUGGCGAAGGACAGACGGUCUAUUUCACUUGUAGGGCCGAUGGGGAACCGGCUCCUGUUAUCAUGUGGGUCUCUCCCCAAAGGAGGAUGAUCACCAGUAAAAGUAACGGCAGGAUAACUAUCCUGCCCGGAGGUACCCUGGAGAUCCGCUUUGUCCAAGCCCAUGAUAGUGGCACUCACAUCUGCAUCGCUAGCAACGCCGGAGGCAAUGACACUUCCUUCGCUGUGCUGACUGUAAAGGGACGGCCCGCAGACGGCGCCCUGUAUGCUAACAGGACAGCAUACCUCUCAGAAUUCAACGAGACUGCAUUCAACGACACACAGGUAUUCCUGAAGUUCACACUUGACGUGAAAACCAUCCUGGUCUCCACAGCCAUGGGGUGCAUCACCUUUUUAGGGGUGGUGCUGUUCUGUUUCCUGCUCCUAUUUGUGUGGAGCCGAGGAAGGGGCCACCAUAAAAACAAUUUUUCCGUUGAGUACUCAUUCCGCAAGGUUGAUGGCCCAACAGUCAGUGGCGGACAAGGAGGAGCGAGGAAGUUCAACAUGAAGAUGAUUUGAGUCACCGACCUCAGUUAUAUGGACCCCAUUAUGUAAACUAUGAUAAUUUUUCAUGGUCAAUACUGACUAAUCGUUUAAAUCCCACAAACCUGCUUAUCAUGUUAUAAUAAUAAGCAUAACUAAUACGGUAUGAAUUAAUCUUCACUGAUGACUCAACUAAGAGUUGAGAGUUGCAUGCUGUAAAUCGUCCCCCAGUUCUUUGACUGGUAUGGCUCAUUGUAAUGCAUCAUUACCUUAUUAACUCGCUUAAAAAAAAGUUUAUUUCCGGAUAGAAAUUGGUUCAUAUCCGAGUUCAGGUGUGAACACAAUGGAAGCCAGGACCACCACACAGAGACAGAUGCAAAAGAGCCCCAAAAGAAUCUUUUCCUGACCCCCUGGCUACACAUUCAGGUAAUUACCUACCCUUAAAAAAAGUCAGUGCUAGGGAAUCUAGCAGGGGUAGCAGCAUCUGUAUAGAGAAAAAGAAUUGUUCGCUCUGACUCGAAUAUGAAAAAAAGGUCCAAAAUGACUUGUUUAGAAAUGAAAAGGGCUAGAAAAGUAGUGGGUUUAACACUGUAGAAAAAAAAAGGGGAGAAGAGCAAAUGGAAUAGACAGCAAUUGUGCCCUGAAAUAAAAAGCUAAGGGAGUUCUAGUGGCAUAAGGGAAAAGUAAUAAAUGGAUAGUGGAUAUGAAUGGUAUAUUUUAACGGGUUUAUAACUCACUCAGAGAUAAUAAGAAUGUUAAUGGGUGCUUUGAGCUGAGCUGACCUAUUUUCUGCUAUUAACACCAGACAUUCACACCUGUUCUGCAUUGAUAUAUUUUCCCUACUUCCAUUAGCACUCCUUUACCUUGUGUUUGAGGGCAUAUUUACCAUUUAUUCCACUUACUCUUUCUCCCUUUUACUAACUGCAUAAAACCCACUAUUUCUGCCCACUUCAAUUCCAAAAAAAGAGUCACAUUGGACUCAAGUUAACUGUUUUUCUCUCUCUACAGAUGUUGAGACUUGCUGAGUUUCUCCAGCAUUUUCUGUUUUCAUUUUGGAUUUCUGGCAUCUGCAGUGUUUUCUUUUUUAAAUGACCUACACUUUCUGGAAACUGUCUCCAGCAGUCCUUUUGACCACUGGCUUGGCUGCUCCAAUGUACCUAACAACUAUCUACAGCAUGUCCACUGCAGUCCAGCCUGCCCUGAUUUAGCAAAGGGAUUGAAAACUUGUGUUAGUCCUCUUUAGUUAAAUGAGCAGAAAAGCUGACAUCUAUUUUGGGCAGAUACCCUAAACAGUAGAGGUCCCUUGCCAACAUACCAAAUGUCACCAACAUCCAGUGUGACUGGCAAUAAAAUGGGUUGGUUCUGGAUCUCUUUCAAGUUCAUAGAACAGGCACACUAAAAUCCAAACUGAAAGUUUUUUGCAUUACAUUCCAAACAGGUGGCUCACCAAUAGCAUUGACAAAUUAGAAGAAUUUUCUUUAUGCUGCAUAACAUAAAAUUGUCCAGCCAUGUCUUUAUUUAAUUGUGACCCCAUCAGCAGUCAGCUAAACAUGGUCUUCUAGUAUGCUGUGUUCAAUUCAAUAAUACACAAUAAUCUAGCAAAGUUUUGUCAAGCAAGUAUUUAACCUUUGUAAUAACUAAACUCGGCCAAUUGGUUAUAUAUGACUAUGAAAAUCUUAAUUGUUUUGUGAGAAGUAAAAUAUUUUGAUCAUUCUUUAUUAUGGAGAACAUUAUUUCAGAACACAUCUCAGAAAUUUCUAGGGAUUAUAUUAUUAAAUCAUUCCACAUAUAGUACUAUAUAAUCAAAUACUGCCUGAAGUGAAAUCUGAAUUUGCAGCUCUUAGGCAGUCAAGUGGACAAUUGCUCAGGUUUGCCCAUAUUAAAUUAUUUUCCUGUUAUCAGAAACUGAGUUGGCUGUAAAUUAUUCCUUUAUACAAGUUCAUUGAAGCAGCUUUUGUAUUUUUAGUUUUAAAAAUAAACAGCUUUAUGAACAUUUUGUUUUAUAUAUCCUGUAUAUGUAAUUACACAUGUUCAAUGAACUUUAUCUUUUACAUCAUAAUCAUUUUUGCUUACAAGUAAAAUGAAAAAAAAAAAAGCCUGUGGCAAUUGUUGUAAUUUGUUUUGCUGAAUGUUUUUUUUAAAUGGUGUUUUGUAAAGGGAUGUCCAUGCAAAGUAUUAUGAUGCCAUUAGUAAUGACCUGUUAAAUGUUCCUAUAGCGUUCCACAUUAAUUCACUCGAGCUUUUUAAAAAAAAGUCCCAAUUCAUCAAAAAACGCUGUUCUAAUUAUGUGUACUACUACGUCUUUUUAUAAUUAUCUUAAAAGCAACUUACACUGACAGUAUGAUAUGCUUUAAUUAGCAAAUAAAUUCAAAACUCUA